AUGUCUGGCCUGUAUUCCACUCUUCAAGUGUCGCCAAAGAAAAAACGCUGUCCGCCCGAGCUCAACGACACUGACUACACACCUAAACGAUUGCGGACGGCACCGAUCACGCCUCCUGCUACUGUGUCGAAGAAGAAAACACCGAAAACGGAUGAUCUACCUACUCAUUUGUCGCGUCUCCAGACUAUCCAAACUGGCCUUCAACACGCCCUCUCACAUGCCCUCGCGUCGUGUGCCGUGUCUCCAUCGUCAGACACCGGUAUUGUGCGUAAUGUGUUGAAUCAUCUCUCGCUGACAACCUACACUGGAUUAACUACCCAAUUCACAUCUGAUGAUCUCCGGAGACUAUGCUGGCUUUGGGAGUGGGACGGAAUCUCACCGCCCGAAAAGCAUCAGAACGUGGAUGAUGACGAGAAUCCCUUCUGGGAUAGCCCGGCGUCGCAGUCCAAGGACUGGAUUCGCGGGUCUAUGGGCAUAGUCAUCAGCCCCGCCACCUACUAUUCCAAGGCAGACAAGAAACGAGUCGCAGCUUAUGGGAUUGGAAUUGAGGUUGAAAUGGAUAUUGACAAGGACAUGGGUGGAGGUAUGGCCGCCGUAGCACGUUGGACGGCAGGAGCAGAAACACGGCGAAAAGAGUUUCAUGCUAAGCUGAUCAAGUGGUGCAAGUUACACUCCGAUGAGCUGUCUAUUCCACCAGUUCCCAUGGCGGACUUGCCCAAAUUGAGCGCUCUCUCCAAACCUUCUUCUCUCACCCGUGUCUUCGCUUCGAUCUCUCCUAAGGCUUCUGCAUCAUUCGCGCCGCCUUUAUCACCUGGUUCCCCCUCUAAAUCUCCCACAAAGCGUGGCCGAGAUUUUGCGAUACCAUUUCCCAUCACCCCUUCAUCUCGUCAGAAAUCUCCAACCAAAAACUCCAUUUUGUUUCCACAGACACCAUCCAAACACGACAUUUUUGGCUCUAGUAGUAUACGUACCUUGGCGCCGCGUACGCCGACAACUUCUAAUGUUUCUGUAUCCGAUGUUCCUUCGGAACCGUCAACGCCUGUACAUCAGCGUGGUCGAAAUGCCUCCACGGUCCCGCACACACCUACCACAGCCCGCCGCCAAGCCUUAUAUGAGCGCGUUCGUCAGCGUUCAUUAUCGGCAUCUCCUACAAAGGCUCUGAGUAAUGAUAUCAUUGGCGGUAGGCUGACACGCGAUCAGAUGCUUAAGCUCGGGCAAGAGGAAAUGAGACGACGGUGCUUACUUGGACGUUUGGGCGGUGUAGCCGAGAGUGUUUGGAUGCUGUUUUCUGGGCCUGUGUCCGGAUCAUCUACGUCUACACCCUCAAAGCGGAAACGUCGAGCAUUACCUAUGUCCGAGGUGGUAAAUGCAGUCAUCAAGUCUUCUCCCGUGCCCAUAUCCGCUGCUGAAGCCAGCGAAUCUUUGGAGAUGUUGUUAAAGCUGUGUCCAUUCUUCCUAAAAAAGCUGAACAUUUCUGGGGAAGAAUGGCUGGAAAUGCCGGCGCCAAAGACUAGUCCCAUCAACGUCGACGAUAGUACUCCAGGAACCUUUGGAAGCCCUUCCAGCCCUGGAUCCCGUAAGGCUAAGGCUGACAGUGCGGAAGAGGUGUUGACAAGAAGUCCCAAGCGAGUGAAAAAGGAAACAGGUGGCUUGCGUGAAGUUAGAGAGAUCAUUCGGCGGGAGCUCGAGCUCCAGGACUAA
Messenger RNA from Guyanagaster necrorhizus, 1701 nucleotides. RefSeq lists its product as uncharacterized. Lineage: Eukaryota; Fungi; Basidiomycota; Agaricomycetes; Agaricales; Physalacriaceae. The transcript has 4 exons. The record is from RefSeq and is a predicted model, not a curated record. Bases 1 to 1701 code for a protein of 566 amino acids.